Messenger RNA from Strongylus vulgaris, 258 nucleotides. The record is from the annotation of a GenBank genome assembly. NCBI's taxonomy places the organism in Eukaryota, Metazoa, Nematoda, Chromadorea, Rhabditida, Strongylidae.
AUGUUUUUUGUUAACAUUAAUAUCAAGAAGUUUCAGUUAUCCGAAGAAUUUGGUGCAUCACACGUUCCCUUCCGAUCGUUCGGCUUUAAGCCAGAUUUCUUUGCUUGUACCGCCGAUGCUGUGACGACAGAAUGCACUUUUCUUGAUCAAGCAACACACACUCCUAGUGAAACGGCUGGCUCAUGGUAUGUGAUACUUGAGUGGAACAGCCGGAACGUGGUGUUUGAAUUACGGGGCAACGCAGAUUUUGAAAAAUAG